ACAGAGACUUAGAUCCAAUCAGAGCAGCAGUGAAUCCUGAUAAAGUCCUCAUCGUCUGCCAACCAGCAGUCUGACAGUCAGAUACAGAGACAGACAUGUUGAGGCUGGUGCUGGUGGUGCUGUUGGUUUGGACAUGGACAAGCUCAGCGCUGGUCAGGGUGCCUCUGAGGCGGGCUCAAUCGAUUCGUACCCAGCUGCGAGUUGACGGCCUGCUGGACGAGUUCCUGAAGGAUCACCGUCCCGACAUGUUUAACCGGCGUUAUGCUCAGUGCUUCCCGCCCGGCACGCAGUCGCUGCGGCUCGGACGCUCCAGCGAGAAGAUCUACAACUUCAUGGACGCUCAGUAUUAUGGUGAAAUCUCUUUGGGGACACCGGAGCAGAACUUUUCUGUGGUUUUUGACACCGGCUCAUCCGACCUCUGGGUGCCAUCAUCCUACUGCGUCAGCCAAGCCUGCGCAUUGCACAAGCGUUUCAGGGCGUUUGAGUCAACUUCUUUCCGUCAUGAUGGUCGGAUGUUUGGGAUUCACUACGGAUCAGGACACCUGCUGGGAAUCAUGGCCAGAGACACAUUGAAGAUCGGGGAUCUGACCGCCCUGAACCAGGAGUUUGGGGAGUCAGUCUACGAGCCCGGUGCUGCAUUUGUAAUGGCGAGGUUUGACGGUGUUCUGGGGAUGGGUUACCCAUCCCUGGCAGAGAUACUUGGAAACCCCGUUUUCGACAACAUGAUGGCGCAGAAGACAGUGCAGGAGCCAGUCUUCUCCUUCUACCUCAGCAGGAGAACAAGUAACAGAAACCCAGAAGGCGAACUGUUGCUAGGCGGAAGAGACGAUGCGUUGUACAUAGGACCGAUCAACUGGCUUCCUGUGACCUCUAAGGAUUACUGGCAGAUUAAGAUGGACAGUGUGGCAGUGCAAGGUGUGAGUUCGUUCUGUCCUCAUGGUUGCCAAGCGAUUGUCGAUACUGGAACCUCCCUCAUCGCCGGACCGACCAAUGAUAUCCUCAUCCUUCAGCAGCUGAUUGGAGCCACGCCCACAAACAUAGGAGAGUUCCUUAUCGACUGUGUCAGGUUGUCCAGUUUGCCUCAUGUGACAUUCGUCCUUGGAGGAACAGAGUACACACUGACUGCUGAGCACUACGUUAGGAAGGAGAUGCUUGGUGACAGGGAGCUGUGUUUUAGUGGUUUCCAGUCUGUGGACAUUGUUUCCCCCAAAGGCCCCCUGUGGAUUCUGGGAGAUGUAUUUCUAACAGAGUUCUACAGCAUCUUCGACAGAGGACAGGACCAGGUCGGCUUUGCCCUUGCUAGGCACCCAACCGAAGACUAACCCAUCGGUUAUUAAUAGCUGCCAACUGUAUGAUCAAUAAAUACCAUACAAAGA
Siniperca chuatsi (mandarin fish) is the source of this 1376-nucleotide messenger RNA. It is a transcript of the gene nots, whose product is annotated as nothepsin. Gene Ontology annotation, biological process: proteolysis. The transcript has 9 exons. Gene Ontology annotation, molecular function: aspartic-type endopeptidase activity. Bases 96 to 1322 code for a protein of 408 amino acids. The record is from RefSeq and is a predicted model, not a curated record. NCBI's taxonomy places the organism in Eukaryota, Metazoa, Chordata, Actinopteri, Centrarchiformes, Sinipercidae.